Messenger RNA from Rhipicephalus sanguineus (brown dog tick), 3790 nucleotides. RefSeq names its product protein-cysteine N-palmitoyltransferase HHAT. The coding region runs from base 189 to 1862 and encodes 557 amino acids. Gene Ontology annotation, molecular function: palmitoyltransferase activity. The record is from RefSeq and is a predicted model, not a curated record. The transcript is spliced from 12 exons. Gene Ontology annotation, cellular component: endoplasmic reticulum. NCBI's taxonomy places the organism in Eukaryota, Metazoa, Arthropoda, Arachnida, Ixodida, Ixodidae. Gene Ontology annotation, biological process: protein palmitoylation.
CGCGCGCUAUAACAGCUGCGCAGUUUCGCCGACGUAUAUGACCGAAUUUCUCAACGCAUUGCCUCGACCGCUCUCGGGAUCUCGCGUUUUUGGUCGAAUACGUGCAUUCUUGGAAGAAAUGUAGACGCGACGAGUCGGUGACUUCACAAAUUCCCUGAGUGACUGCUUUGUGGCAGAGCGCUUGCGUGAUGGCCGAGGAACGGCGCGAAAAUGGCUCCGGACACCAGGAACUCUCCCCGAAGCAAAGGUGCGCAACAUGUGCGCUUCACUGGUUCGCAUGGAUUGCCAUCUCCGUGUACGCAGUGUGGCAUUUCUCCGCCAGCGAAGUUAAUACGAGCCUUCCGCGGACGUUGAGUCACGUGACGGCCCACUGGCUCAUGGAGAGCCCGUACUUCGGCGUCGACAGAUACUGGGACCUCUCUGACCGAGAAUGGAGGGAAGGCCGGCAGUACCUCGUCUCAACUUGGCCCUGGCUUCUGCUGCACUCCGUCAUCGGUCGAGUCCUCACUCACGUGGUGCCGUCGGUGGUUCCCGGGUACCACGCUGCCUACUCCCUGCUUUUCGUGUCCCUCACGCUCGGCUGGCACAGCGCCGCUUUCUUCGUCCUCGAGCACGCAGUAUUCUUCGCGCUCACCUGGGUCGGCGUCCCCGCGCUGUGCUACGUGGUGGCCAUAAUGAUGGUGACACACUACGACGUGUUCAAGUACGACUUUUUCCAGAUUGUGCUCGAGACGCGCGGAGAUCACGAAUACUACGUCACCGCUGUGUCCUUCUACUGGACGGUGCUUCGCUGCUGUAGCUUCUGCCUGGACAACAUCCGUAGGACCGCGGACGGUGCCGCACCCGCCAGGGGAAAGCGCAACCACUUGGCCGACUACUUCAAGACGCUGGCAUACGCUGUGUACUUGCCUACGCUCUACCUCGGGCCCGUGCAGAACUACAGCGACUUCGCCACUUCGAUGGAGAAACCGAAGCCGUCGCUCACAGUUCGUGAGCUCGGCACGCUGACCACUGGCCUUCUGCGUUCUGGUGCCCACUUUCUGCUCAUGGAUUUGUUGUGCCACUACUUUUACUGCGCCGCAUUGAUUAAGGCGCCUUACCUGGUCUCAGAGCUGGACGUGACGAGCCUGGUGGGACUGGGCGCCAUUCUGAACGUCAUGUUCUACAUGAAGUAUCGCAUACAGUACGGCGUCUCCGGCGGCUGUGCCAGAAUUGAAGGCCACACCCUUCCAGCGCCUCCAAAAUGCAUCGCUAGGGGGCACCUGUGUUCACACUUCUGGAGGUAUUUUGAUCAUGGCCUCCACCUGUGGAUCAAAAAGUACGUGUACGGUCCCAUAGUGGGCUCCGAAAGGAAAACGCCGUGGCGACUCCUGGGUAUCGCUGCCGCCUUCACGUGCGUCUGGGUCUGGCAUUCGAUGACCACAGCGGUCACAUUUUGGGCGACGCUCAGCUUCACCGGCAUCGCACUCGAGGUGACCAUGGCUCGCAUCAAGAGGCUGGACUGCGUCAAGAGCUUUGAGGCCAAGUAUCUGAGCCCCGAGAGAACAAGAAUUGCGAAGGCCAUUCUGGGAUCUCCCCACUACCUGCUGACCAUAACGGCGUGCAUGUUUUACCUGGUCGACAUGAAGAUCACCACCAUAUUCUUCAAGAGAGUCAUUCUCGGAUUUCCGGUGCCUCUACUUCCGGUGCUGCUUACCCUUUACUUCGGAGCCUACGCCUCGCAAGAUGUAAUGGAGAGGGAGGCUGAGGCGGCUGCUGCGAAAGUUAAAGAACCGCAAGUCGUUUCGGACGCAAGAAGAAGCGACUUCGCAGUCGCAGACUCGGCAAGCGUCUAUGCAGAAGCCAACGCACUGAAACUAUAAUUCGCGGAAGUGCCUUUAAAGGGACACUAUGGACAGGAAAAAAAAAAAAGAAAACCGAUUUCGUUCGCAUUACAACCUUAAAAAAUCAUGUCAGCUCCGUCCACAGCCUUCGCCGCCCCUCCCACAGAGAACUUGCGUGAAUGCUCCAACCAAUGGCGCGUACUCAUUUUAGUGACGUUAAGCACUUCUCGAGUGUCCCAGAUAGUUGAAUUUACCAUAGAAACACACAUUUGUGUCUCUGGUUUUAGGUCGGAAGCUUGAACGACCUGGUAACUUUCGUCAGGGAUUCUGUCAUCGCUGUUCAGCCAACCGCAAUUUUUAAGUGGUAACGAAGGACCAUUAAUUCUCAAUAUGCGUACUAUUUACAUUAACCGAGAAAAAUGACUAACGGUUCGAGCAGAAACCAAAUAGCAUGACUGUCUUUGACAGGUGAAUGGCAGGCGCACCGCGGUUCUAUGGGGGGAAAGAGAGAGAGAAAAAACUUUAUACGCUUACACUUUUUUCUUAGGUUCUAACCGCGUGUAGAACUUUAGAAGGCAGCGGCAUUUCCACCCCAAAGACGGAUGGACACAAGCCUGCACGAAUGAGGCUGACGUCACAAGCCGCAUGGCCCCGCCGUCGAAGACAAUGUGCCAGUACACGAGCGGUGUUAUUUCUUCAGUCACAGAGGCAAUCGGCUGCCGGGGUUUUGUCAUGUGGGCGGUGCCUUUCCUGCCUUCUUAAUAGAAGGUUGUGGAAGAGUUGUGCUGGUUCAUCGUCACCAACGGAAACAUCGCGUCAGUAAAGAUAGUACAGAUACUACAGGAAACCUGUAUGGUUUUCCUUCGUGUAGCUUCGUGCUACAGCUAGAUGGCAGACAGUUUUUUUUUCUUUCGUAUCUGUACCCUAUACUGCAUAUCCUCAUCAUCUCUCCUCACCGUACUCUUUUCGUCGUCUGACAUUUCAUUUUCUGAGCAGUGUAGCAGGUGAGACGGCGUCUGCCCCAGGCUCAUACUCUGCUUUUCACAACACAAACAUUUCUGUCGCUUCUCAUCUGAUUUUCUAUCCUCUUUAUAGUUUGACCGAGCUUACAGUUUACAUACUGACAGCUUACAUUCUGAGGUAUGAAUAUGAAGCAUCAAGGCGAGAGGCAUCAAGGUAUAUUGAAGUAUCAAGGCGAGAGGAACAACAUUGCAAUGGAUAUCAAAAUGCCCCUUGCAGUCUGUAUGAUAAGGUGCUGCUCACCACCAGAAAUGGGAACAGAGGUGCGAUCUGGCAACACACUUGGGCGACGGAGGAAGGUCAAUGCCCUCUAUUCUGGCAAAGGCUCGCGGUACGCCUUACUGCACGAGGUGGUUGAUGAAGAACAUCACGUUCAACGUCGCACCGAAGCCCAACAAGGCGGUGAGGUUGAGCCUUGAGACGAGGUACGGCGCCUUGGAAAGCGCUGAACUGCGUCAUCAUAAUCGUAAUCAUCAUCAUCAUCACCAUCAUCGUCACCAUCAUCAUCAUCAUCAUAAUCAACAACAACAACAACAAAUACAACGUCAGCCUAUUUUAUGCUCACUGCAGGACGCUGCUGUCUCCCAACGAGAUCUCCAGUUUGCCCUACAUUCUAAGAAAAAAAAUAUAAAACAGUAUUACUCUUUCCGGUUAGUUCUGACUUGCCGCAUGUAUGACUCAUUAAAGAGACGCGUUAACUUUCUUUUGGGUCCCACUACCCUCCGACGAGAGUAUAUGCGAUCUGCAACAGAGAGUUCAAGUGUCUCUUUAAAGAGAGUCGUAUGCGUGACAAGUCAGGACUAACAAAAAAGUGUAAAAAUGACUCUUUUCUCCUUUUUGUAGAGUGUACCUCAUAAAAGUUGAUUUCAUUUUGUGCCCGUGAACUUCUCAGACAGCGCUGAACUGUACAUGUCGAGCUAACAUAGAGUUAUAAAUGCUUUUUAGCA